Molecule: messenger RNA, 8805 nt
Organism: Boleophthalmus pectinirostris (great blue-spotted mudskipper)
Lineage: Eukaryota; Metazoa; Chordata; Actinopteri; Gobiiformes; Gobiidae
Product: filamin-C-like
Exons: 46
Coding region: 258-8378 (2706 amino acids)
Biological process (GO): actin cytoskeleton organization
Molecular function (GO): actin filament binding
Source: RefSeq, a predicted model, not a curated record
UCUGAAGGGCUCGGUUUGUCAAGAAGGUGCCAAUUAAAAGAAGCGGACGAGCAACUGCCUUGGACACUGUUAAACCGAAUAAAUUAAUCGAUCAUAUUCCUGACGGAGACAUUCUUCGCAAGUGCAUCCGAAAAUCCCGAGGUGCUUUCUUGAAAACGCCUCCCAAGUUUGAACUGAACUUGUUUUUGCCAUAAGGCCGCGAAAAGUUUACGCGCAUUUUUAGCACACAAGUGCAACCGAAGUAUAUAAAAGGGAUCAUGAUGAGCAAUAACUACGGGGAAGAGCCGCUGCCUCCACAGUACUACCAGGCCGCGGACUACGGGGAAGAGGAGGACGACGAGAUGCCCGCCACGGAGAAGGAUCUGGCCGAGGAUGCGCCAUGGAAGAAGAUCCAGCAGAACACGUUUACCAGGUGGUGCAACGAGCAUCUCAAGUGUGUCAACAAAACCAUCACCGACCUGCAGAAGGAUUUUAGCGACGGCCUCAAGCUCAUUUCUCUCCUGGAGGUGCUGAGCCAAAAGAAAAUGUACCGGAAGCAUCACGCGAGACCCAACUUUAGACAGAUGAAGUUGGAAAAUGUAUCAGUGGCGCUGGAGUUCUUGGAUAGAGAAAGAAUUAAAUUAGUGUCUAUUGAUAGCAAAGCCAUUGUGGAUGGCAAUCUGAAGCUGAUCCUGGGUCUUAUCUGGACUCUCAUUCUGCACUACUCCAUCUCCAUGCCCAUGUGGGACGAUGAGGAUGAUGAAGAGACGAAGAAACUCACUCCCAAACAGAGACUCCUCGGCUGGAUUCAAAACAAGGUGCCUCAGCUGCCCAUCACCAACUUCAACCGGGACUGGAGAGAUGGAAAGGCCCUUGGAGCUCUGGUGGACAACUGUGCCCCAGGCCUGUGUCCUGAUUGGGCAGAGUGGGACCCUAACAAGCCCGUGCAGAAUGCCAGAGAAGCCAUGCAACAAGCUGAUGACUGGUUGGGCGUACCUCAGGUGAUUGCCCCUGAGGAGAUCGUGGACCCAGAUGUGGAUGAGCACUCUGUCAUGACCUACCUGUCCCAGUUCCCCAAGGCCAAACUCAAGCCCGGUGCUCCUCUUCGUAACAAACAACUAUUCCCCGAGAAAGUCAAAGCCUAUGGACCCGGUAUUGAGCCCCAUGGUAACAAAGUCUUGCAGCCUGCUGUCUUCACUGUGGAGACCCUGGAGGCUGGCAGCGGUGAAGUGCUGGUCUAUGUAGAGGAUCCUGAAGGACACAAAGAGGAGGCCAAGGUUAAACCAAACAAAAACAAGAACCAAACGUACACGGUCACUUAUCUGCCCAAAGUCGAGGGUCUCCACAAGGUGAAAGUGUUGUUUGCAGGUCAGGACACUGACAAAAGCCCUUACUCUGUCAAUGUGGCUAAAGAUAUAGGUGACCCCAAUAAGGUCCAUGCCAGAGGACCAGGCCUGGAGCCCACUGGGAAUGUGGCCAACAAACCUACCUACUUUGACAUAUACACGGCAGGCGCUGGUAAUGGAGACGUGAGUGUGGUGAUAGUGGACCCUCAGGGCAAAAAGGACACGGUGGAGCUGAUUUUAGAAAACAAGGGUGACAGUGUGUUCCGCUGCACCUACAGGCCCGUGCUGGAGGGCCCACAUACCAUCCAUGUCCUGUUCGCAGGACAGGAGAUCCCCAAGAGCCCUUUCACUGUCAACAUCGCAGAGGCUAUAAACCCAAAUGCGUGCCGAGCUACAGGCAGAGGUCUACAGCCUAAAGGGGUGAGAGUAAAGGAGGUUGCAGACUUCAAAGUCUUCACCAAGGGAGCUGGCAGCGGAGCACUGAGCGUCUCCGUCAGAGGACCUACCGGAGCAGAGGAGCAAGUCAAGGUCCAUGAUGCAGGAAAUGGAGUUUAUGAGUGUGAAUAUUACCCACAGAGGCCUGGCAAAUACACUGUCACUAUCACAUGGGGUGGGCAGCCCAUCCCACGCAGCCCCUUCGAAGUGGAGGUGGGUCCCGAGGCAGGCUUCCAAAAAGUGAGAGCCUGGGGUCCUGGCCUGAAGACGGGCAUGGUUGGGAAAUCUGCUGACUUUGUGGUGGAGGCUAUUGGCACUGAAGUUGGAACUUUGGGCUUCUCCAUUGAGGGCCCCUCUCAGGCUAAAAUUGAGUGUGAUGACAAAGGCGAUGGCUCUUGUGAUGUACGAUAUUGGCCCACUGAGCCCGGUGACUACGCCGUCCAUGUCAUUUGUGAUGAUGAGGACAUUAAGGACAGCCCCUUCAUCGCACACAUUCUCCCUGCUGCAAACGAUGUCUUCCCUGAAAAGGUGAAAGCUUUUGGACCUGGGCUGCAGCCGACUGGUGUGAUUGUCAACAAACAGACUGAAUUCACCAUAGAUGCUCGCAUGGCUGGGAAAGGUCAACUGAAGAUCUAUGCCCAGGAUGCAGAGGGAUGCUCCAUCAACAUCAAGAUCACUGACAAGGGAGACGGCACAUUCCACUGUGUGUACACUCCACUCAAGCCCAUUAAACACACCAUCAUUAUUACCUGGGGCGAAGUCAAUGUGCCCAACAGCCCCUUCAGGGUUCUGGUUGGAGAGGGCUCUCAUCCCGACAGAGUCAAGGUCUAUGGGCCUGGAGUGGAGAAGACGGGGCUCAAGGCUAACGAGCCAACAUACUUCACCGUAGACUGCAGCGAGGCCGGCCAAGGGGACAUCAGCAUCGGUAUCAAGUGUGCUCCGGGCGUGGUAGGGCCAGCAGAGGCUGACAUCGACUUUGACAUCAUCAAAAAUGACAAUGACACCUUCACCGUCAAGUACACUCCCCCUGCCCCAGGACGUUAUACUAUUAUGGUCUUGUUUGCUGACCAGGAAAUCCCUGUUAGCCCAUUCAAAGUCAAAGUGGAUCCUUCCCAUGAUGCUGGCAAAGUGAGAGCUGAGGGUCCCGGACUGAAUAAGACAGGAGUAGAAGUAGGCACUCCAACCCACUUCACCAUCUACACAAAGGGAGCUGGUAAAGCUAAGCCUGAGGUGCAUUUCGCAGCAUCUGCCCCAGGAGAGGCUGUUCGUGACUUUGAAAUAAUUGACAAUCAUGACUACUCCUACACUGUCAAGUAUACCGCACUUCAACAGGGAAACAUGGCUAUUACAGUAUUGCAUGGAGGUGAUCCUAUUCCCAAGAGCCCCUUCCACAUUACAGUUUCACCACAGCUUGAUCUGACCAAGGUUAAAGUUGAGGGAUUAGACACCAAAGUGGAGGUCGGAAAAGAUCAGGAGUUCACUGUAAACACAAAGGGCGCUGGUGGGCAGGGCAACGUAGGCGUGAAAAUGACCUCACCUUCUGGCCGACCAAUCCCUUGCAAGAUGGAGUCGGAUCAAGCAAAAGGCAUCCACAACGUGAAGUAUAUCCCCCCGGAGGAGGGGCAGUACAAGGUUGAUGUCAGCUAUGAUGGCAACCCAGUGAUGGGCAGCCCCUUCGGAGUAGAAGCUGUGAUGCCUGCUGAUCCUUCAAAGGUCCGAGCGUACGGCCCAGGCCUUAAGGGAGGUGUCGUGGGUAAACCUGCUCCCUUCACGAUUGACACAAAAGGUGCAGGAGCUGGUGGUCUGGGUUUGACAGUGGAAGGUCCCUGUGAGGCUAAGAUUGAAUGCCAGGACAAUGGAGAUGGCACCUGCUCCGUGGCCUACUUGCCCACAGAGGCCGGCGAAUACGCUAUUAACAUCCUGUUCGCAGAGAAGCACAUCCCUGGAUCUCCUUUCAAAGCUGCCAUUCGCCCAGCAUUUGACCCCAGCAAAGUGACUGCCAGUGGGCCUGGCCUGGACAGGGCAAAAGCCGGUGAACCUGCCACUUUUACUGUGGACUGCACACGAGCUGGAGACGGGGAGCUCACUAUUGAGAUUGUGUCAGACACUGGAGUUAAAGCUGAGGUGCACAUUCAGAAAACAGCAGAAGGCACUUUCUCUGUCACAUACAUCCCAUCUUUCCACGGCACUCACACCAUCACUAUCAAGUAUGGCGGUCAUGUGAUUCCUCAGUGUCCCAAAGUCCUUCAAGUUGAGCCCGCGGUGGAUACAGCUGGAGUUCACGUCUACGGCCCUGGAGUGGAGCCUAGAGGGGUCCUCAGAGAAGUCACAACCCACUUCAUUGUCGAUGCUCGGGCUCUGAACAAGAUCGGGGGAAACCAUGUAAAAGUCCAUAUUAUGAAUCCCUCUGGAGCUAACACUGAGGCCUACAUCACUGACAAAGGAGAUGGCACUUACCGAGUGGAGUACACAGCGUUUGAGGAUGGGAUGCAUCUCAUUGAGGUGCUAUACGAUGACGCGCCCGUUCCCAAGAGUCCCUUCAGAGUGUCAGUGGUGGAGGGGUGUGAUCCCACUCGGGUGCGCGCCUACGGGCCAGGUCUGGAGGGAGGAAUCACUAACAAGCCCAACUGCUUCACCGUGGAGACAAGGGGUGCUGGUACAGGUGGUUUGGGUCUCACCAUUGAGGGCGCCUCUGAAGCCAAAAUAUCCUGCAAAGACAACAAAGAUGGCAGCUGCAGCGUGGAGUACGUCCCGUUCACUCCUGGAGACUAUGAUGUCAACAUUAACUACGGAGGUCACCCCAUUCCUGGGAGCCCCUUCCGUGUCCCGGUGAAAGACCCUGUGGACCCCACCAAAGUCAAAUGCUCUGGUCCAGGACUGGGGUCUGGAGUGAGGGCUCAUGUCCCCCAAACAUUCACUGUAGACUGUACUCAAGCAGGACAGGCACCGCUGGAUGUCAAACUCUAUGGUCCAACAGGUACUAUGGAGCCUGUUGGCGUGAAGAAUAAUGGUGAUGGGACACACACUGUCCAUUACACGCCAGCUCAGGAUGGCCCAUACACUGUAUCAGUAAAAUAUGCAGACCAGGAAGUCCCACACAGUCCAUUCAAGGUGAUGUCUCAGCCUGGGCACGAUGCCAGUAAGGUCCGCGCCAGUGGUCCUGGUCUAGACACAAAAGGUGUGGCAGCCAGCCUGCCUGUUGAGUUCACCAUUGAUGCCCGCGAUGCUGGAGAGGGACUGCUUACAGUGCAGAUUUUGGAUCCUGAAGGAAAGCCAAAAAAUGCAAGUAUCCAGGACAACAGGGAUGGGACCUACACAGUGUCUUAUGUACCUGACUCCACGGGGCCUUACACAAUCACCAUUAAAUAUGGAGGAGAUGAGAUCCCCUACUCUCCAUAUCGUAUCCAGUCUCUUCCCACAGGGGAUGCUAGCAAGUGUCGGCUUACUGUGUCCAUUGGAGGGCACGGCAUGUCGAGUCUUCAGAAGCUGCAGACCUCCGAGGACACAGUCAUCACUGUCGAUGCAAAGGCUGCUGGGAAAGGCAAGGUGACCUGUAAGGUGCAGACCCCACAGGGAAUGGAGCUGGACAUGGAUGUGGUGGAGAAUCACGAUGGUACCUUUGACAUUUACUACACUGCCCCUGAACCUGGGAAAUAUGUUAUUACCAUCCGCUUCGGGGGGCAGAACAUCCCCAAGAGCCCCUUCCACGUGGUUGCCACAAAUGAGCCUGUCGUGCCCCGUGAUACUGUGGACCCUCUUUUCCGUCCUGUUAAUUUCCUGGUCCCCUUCACGCCACAGCAAGGAGAAAUCACAGGUGAAGUGCGUAUGCCUUCAGGCAAAACCGCCCGCCCGCAUAUCACUGACAAUAAGGAUGGCACCAUUACCAUCAAGUACCAGCCCACAGAGAGAGGCCUGCAUGAGAUGGACAUUAAAUAUGAUUUCAACCACAUUCCAGGAAGCCCUUUGCAGUUCUUUGUGGAUGCGGUAAACAGUGGGGUGGUAACUGCAUAUGGUCCAGGCUUGAGUUAUGGCAUGGUCAACAAGCCGGCAACAUUUACUGUGGUCACCAAAAAUGCAGGAGAAGGUGGCUUAUCUCUGGCCGUGGAGGGUCCUUCCAAAGCAGAAAUCACCUGUAAGGACAACAAAGAUGGCACCUGCACAGUGUCCUACCUGCCCACUGCCCCGGGAGACUACAACAUCAUUGUUAAGUUUGACAACAAGCACAUUCCUGGCAGUCCCUUCACUGCCAAGAUAACUGGGGACGACUCCAUUACCAGGACGUCCCAGCUGAACGUGGGCACAUCGGCGGAUGUGUCGCUGAAGAUAGCAGAGACCGAUAUUAGCUCUCUCACCGCCAGUAUCAGAGCACCAUCAGGAAAUGAGGAGCCUUGUCUGCUCAAACGGCUGCCCAACAGACACCUGGGCAUCUCUUUCACCCCGAAGGAGGUCGGAGAGCAUGAAGUGAGCGUGAGGAAGAGUGGCGUGCAUGUGGCCAACAGUCCAUUCAAAAUUAUGGUUGGCCAGUCAGAGAUUGGAGAGGCCAGCAGAGUCAAAGCCUUUGGCAAAGGACUGGUGGAGGCACACACUUUUGAAAUGGCUGAGUUCUUUGUUGAUACAAGAAAUGCAGGUUAUGGUGGUCUAGCCCUAUCCAUUGAAGGUCCAAGUAAAGUGGAUAUCAACUGUGAAGAUGUAGAAGAUGGAACAUGUAGAGUUACUUAUUGCCCAACCGAACCUGGAAACUACACAGUUAACAUUAAAUUUGCAGAGAAGCAUAUCCCAGGCAGUCCAUUCACAGUGAAGGUGACCGGUGAAGGAAGGAUCAAAGAGAGUAUUACCAGAAAGAGGCAAGCGUCCUCCAUAGCUUCUGUGGGCAGCACAUGUGGGCUUAACCUCAAGAUCCCAGGAAACUGGUUCCAGAUGGUGUCCGCUCAAGAGAGACUUACAAGAACUUUUACAAGAAGUAGCCACACUUAUACGCGAACCGAGCGCACAGAAAUCAGCAAAACCCGCGGGGGGGAGACCAAGAGGGAGGUCCGGGUGGAAGAGAGCACCCAGGUGGGGGGAGGAGGCAGCCCCUUUAGAGACGUCUUUGGAGAUUUUCUGGGCAGAGAGAGUCUCAGCAGUUUCGCAGGGAUCACAGCAAGACCAGAGGUUGAAAGUGGCUCACAAGCAAUGACCGCACAGGUUACCAGCCCCAGUGGCAAAACAGCCGAUGCCGAUAUUGUGGAUGGAGGAAGCAGCACCUACAGCGUUCGAUUUAUCCCACAAGAAAUUGGCCCCCACACUGUCAAUGUCAAAUACAGGGGCCAGCACGUUCCCGGGAGCCCCUUCCAGUUCACAGUGGGGCCAAUGGGUGAAGGAGGGGCACACAAGGUCAGAGCUGGAGGUCCUGGUUUGGAGAGAGGUGUAGCUGGAGCACCCUCUGAAUUUAGUAUUUGGACCCGUGAGGCUGGAGCUGGUGGACUGUCUAUUGCUGUAGAAGGGCCGAGUAAAGCUGAAAUCUCCUUUGAAGACAGAAAGGAUGGUUCAUGUGGAGUGUCCUACAUAGUGAAGGAACCAGGUGACUAUGAGGUGUCCAUCAAGUUCAACAACGAACACAUCCCUGACAGUCCAUUCAUUGUGCCCAUUGCUACACUGUCUGACGAGGCCCGCAGGCUAACUGUCACCAGCCUUCAGGAGAAAGAUUUGAAGGUGAACCAGGAGGCUACAUUUAUGGUGCAAAGGAAUGGGGCGAGGGGUGUGGUAGACGCCAAGGUUCACACCCCCUCUGGCUCUUCUGAGGAGUGCUACGUCUCUGACCUUGACAGUGACAAAAGUGCCAUUCGAUUUAUUCCUCGAGAAAAUGGUGUCCACGCUAUUGAUGUCAAGUUCAACGGGUGCCACAUUCCCGGAAGCCCCUUUAAUGUGCGAGUGGGAGACCUGGGGCUGAUUGGAGAUCCGGGCAUGGUCACUGCACAUGGGCCUGGCCUGCUGGGAGGAACAACAGGCGUUCCUUUGGAGUUUGUGGUCAACACUUGUAAUGCAGGCUCGGGAACCCUCUCAGUCAACAUCGAUGGUCCCUCUAAGGUCAAAAUGGACUGCCGCGAGUGUCCGGAAGGCUACAAGAUCACAUACACGCCAAUGGCUCCAGGCAGCUAUCUCAUUGCUAUUAAAUAUGGCGGACCUCAGCACAUAGUUGGCAGCCCAUUCAAGGCUAAAAUAACAGGUGUCAGAUUGUCAGGGGGUCACAGCCUUCAUGAAACCUCCUCUGUUCUCGUGGAAACUGUCACUAAAACGUCUAAAUUGGGCGGGACCUUCAGCUCCUCUUCUUCCUCUUCCACAUCGGCCAAAUUGGCGUCUGAUGCCAGCAAGGUGCUGUGCCGUGGAACAGGCCUGUCCAAGGCUGUCGUGGGGCAGAAAAACAAUUUUACAGUUGACUGCAGCAAAGCAGGUACCAACAUGCUGAUGGUGGGGGUGCACGGACCUCAUGCCCCCUGUGAGGAGGUGUAUGUAAAGCACAUGGGCAACAAGCAGUAUAAUGUCACAUACGCUGUCAAGGACAAGGGCAGCUACACUGUUAUUGUCAAGUGGGGUGACGACAACGUCCCCGGGAGCCCUUUCAAAGUGGCCGUACCUUAAAAUAAACUGCACCAAUUAGACCCCAUACAGACACCAAUGACAACGGCACUUCUGUCUGUCCUUUUGCACGCUUCAGUGAAAACCGUACCAGUCGCCUAUCAUCGUCCCUCCUCCUGUCACUCCAACUCAAAAUGCACUAAAGACAUUUGCCAACUCCAUGUCAAAAUAAUUGGUGCCAAAGUUUUGUAUUGUCUUCUGAUGUGCACCCUGAAACAUGUUAAGUGCAUAGAGUGAUCUUUUGCUCUCUUCAUGAAAUUCCCCUCAUUUUUUCAUUGCUGAUUUAUGUGAAGAUGUGUGUGAGUAAUUUGCUGUAUUCAGGUGUGGUAUAGUAUGCUUUUGUAUGAUUUCAGAAUGAGAAAGUGAUUUUUUUUUUGUUAUAUUAACCUAUUUUUGCAGACCUAAUAAAGAUCCAUUGCUACCAAAUGCA